This is a messenger RNA of Penicillium atrosanguineum, 1554 nucleotides long. Its product is annotated as putative serine peptidase. The record is from RefSeq and is a predicted model, not a curated record. The transcript is spliced from 10 exons. Lineage: Eukaryota; Fungi; Ascomycota; Eurotiomycetes; Eurotiales; Aspergillaceae. Bases 1 to 1554 code for a protein of 517 amino acids. Gene Ontology annotation, biological process: proteolysis. Gene Ontology annotation, molecular function: dipeptidyl-peptidase activity; serine-type exopeptidase activity.
AUGUACUUUUUGGGCUUGACUGCCUUGUCUUUGCUCUGGGCUACCGGUGCCCAGGCAGCCGGACGUCGACCUCUUCCACCUCCUGCUGUUGCUGCGACGACAGCUACGUACGGUCAAUCCACUUUUGAGCAGCUCAUUGAUCACAAAAAUCCGAGCCUCGGAACCUUUUCUCAGCAGUACUGGUGGAACUCCGAAUGGUGGGAGGGAGAGGGCUCACCGGUCGUACUCUUCACUCCUGGCGAGGAAGCGGCCGCUGGGUAUACCGGCUACUUGACAAACAAGACCCUUACCGGUGUUUUUGCCCAAGAAGUCAAAGGCGCAGUGAUUCUAAUUGAGCACCGGUACUGGGGCAACUCAUCUCCGUACAGUGAUUUGACAACAGAGAACCUGCAGUACCUGACUUUGGAAAAUGCCAUUGCUGAUCUCACCUACUUCGCCAAGAAUGUGGAUCUUCCUUUUGAUACGAACAGCAGCAGCAACCCUCAGAAUGCCCCUUGGGUCCUGAGUGGAGGAUCUUAUAGUGGAGCUCUGACUGCCUGGACUGAGUCAGUCUCUCCCGGUACCUUUUGGGCAUAUCAUUCCACCAGUGCCCCCGUUGAGGCAAUCUAUGACUACUGGCAAUACUUUGUUCCUAUUCAAGAGGGAAUGGCAAAGAAUUGCAGUAAGGAUGUUGAGCGCGUGGUGAACCACAUCGACAGUGUCUACGCAUCCGGAAAUGAAAAGAAGAUACAGAAUCUGAAAGACAUGUUCGGACUUGGUGAUUUGGAGUUUGAUGACUUUGCUGCUGCCCUUGAGAACGGGCCUUGGCUGUGGCAAUCCAACUCCUUCUACACAGGAUAUUCCUCUUUCUUUGAAUUUUGCGACUACGUUGAGAAUGUCGAGGCGGGUGCGGCCAAGGUCCCUGGAGCCGACGGAGUUGGCCUUGAAAAGGCACUCAAGGGAUAUUCCAAGUGGUUCAAAGAGAUUUAUUUCCCAGGAUCGUGUGCUGGAUACGGCUACUGGACUGACAACGACACCACUGCUUGUUUCGACACCUACAACGCAUCAAGCCCCUUAUUUACCGAUACAUCAGUGGACAACACCAUCGAUAGACAGUGGCAGUGGCUUCUUUGCAACGAGCCCUUUUUCUACUGGCAAGAUGGCGCACCGUCUGGCGUUCCCUCUAUCGUCUCCCGGACUGUGAACGGCGCUUAUUGGCAGCGACAAUGCCCCCUUUACUUCCCCGAGGUCAAUGGCUACACCUAUGGUAGUGCCGAGGGCAAGUCUGCAGUUGAAGUUAAUGCAUGGACCAAGGGCUGGGAUUUGACCGACACCACUCGACUAAUCUGGGCCAACGGACAAUUCGAUCCCUGGAGAGAAUCUGGAGUUUCGUCUAGCUUCCGCCCCGGUGGACCUCUUGAGUCGCGGCCUUCGGCCCCUUUGAACAUCAUUCCUGGUGGUUUCCAUUGCUCUGACCUUCUUGUGAAGAAUGGUCAAGUGAAUGAGGGUGUCCAGAAAGUCAUCGAUGCUGAGGUCGCGCAGAUCAAAACUUGGGUGGCUGAGUACUAUAAAUGA